AUGUAUAUAUAUGCAGGAAGAUCAUGGAUCCAAGUGACAUCUAAAAUCAAGAAGGAAUACCCCACAGUACAAUACGCAGCUGCCAUGGCUUUGCCACCUUUAUCUAUUCGAGGUGAUUUGGGAGUUGUUUCUACUGCUGGAGUUAGAUAUGCAUAUCCACUCCUAAAAUCAUUUGCAAAAAUGGGACCUCAAGGUGUUCUUGGUGCCACAAAGCUUUUACGCCCUUUUUCAGAAAUAGUUGAUUCAUUGGGACUCAAAGAUCAUUUCAUUAGAAAUUGGGUGGAUCUUUUGUCUUUCUUACUUGCUGGAGUGAAAUCCGAUGGUGUUCUUUCAGCAGAAAUGAUUUAUAUGUUUGCAGAAUGGUAUAAACCAGGUUGUAGUUUAGAAAACCCUAUUGGUGGAACUGGAGCACUUGUUGAGGCUCUUGUUCUCAGAUUUUCCUUCUGAUAAACUUCCAAAAAUGUCAGAACCUUCACAACUUAUGACAGAAAAUACACGUUCUGAUCUUUA
Lactuca sativa (garden lettuce) is the source of this 510-nucleotide messenger RNA. RefSeq lists its product as uncharacterized. The record is from RefSeq and is a predicted model, not a curated record. Lineage: Eukaryota; Viridiplantae; Streptophyta; Magnoliopsida; Asterales; Asteraceae. Gene Ontology annotation, biological process: carotenoid metabolic process.